Molecule: messenger RNA, 1289 nt
Organism: Eucalyptus grandis
Lineage: Eukaryota; Viridiplantae; Streptophyta; Magnoliopsida; Myrtales; Myrtaceae
Product: early nodulin-like protein 1
Exons: 2
Coding region: 229-1146 (305 amino acids)
Cellular component (GO): plasma membrane
Molecular function (GO): electron transfer activity
Source: RefSeq, a predicted model, not a curated record
GGGCGCAAGGGAGGCUAAUCAAACGGGAAAGAAAAGAGCCGAAAGAACAAAUGCUCAUAAAAACCCUAGUCAAAACGAUUUCUUGGUUCAGAAAGCAAGGGACUUUAGUAGCAGCUGGUGAUGGCCGUUGAAUCCAUGGCGAGCCCUCACGUGGCGAAAUAAUUAGGAGGAGAAAAAGUAAAGGAGAAAGGAAGAGAUAACGCAUGCUAAUUGCUACAUCGCUAAUUAAUGACGUGGAGUAGAGGCCAAAUGGUUCCCAACGAGGUUCAUCCUUCUGUCCCUGGCAUUCUCUGCGCAUUUUUCUUGCAUGCUCUCGCUCUCAACGGUAACCUCACGAAAUAUGGUGUGAAAACCUCUCUCGGCUCUCUAUAUAUACCUCCUUCCAUACCCAAUCUUCAUCAUUCGCCAACUUGCUUAUACUCUCUCUCUCUCUCUCUCUCUCUCUUCUCUGUCUUUCUCUGUCUGUCUCUGUCUCUGUCUGUCUGUCUCUCUGUCUCUCUCUCUCUGCGAGCUAGCUUUGAUUCUCCGUCUCUAAUGGAGUCCACAAGAUUCACCGCGUGGCAGUUCGUGGCGGCAACAGUGUGGUUUGCGACUUGCUCGGAAGCCUGGGAGUUCUACGUGGGUGGCGAGGAUGGCUGGGUGCAAAACCCUUCCGAGUCCUACAAUCACUGGGCGGAGAGAAAUCGGUUCCAAGUCAACGACACCCUUAUUUUCGAGUACCAGAAAGGGAAGGACUCGGUCCUGGUGGUGACGAAGGACGAUUACAAUUCCUGCGACACCAACACCCCUCUUCUCUCCCUUACUGACGGCGCCUCCAGGUUCAAGCUCGACCGCUCCGGCCCCUUCUUCUUCAUCAGCGGCAUCGCCGACAGGUGCAACGCUGGCCAGAAGCUCAUCGUCGUCGUUCUGGCCGUCCGGGACAAGUCCCCCGGCGGUGCCCCGACUCCAUCCCCGGCCCCGCCCGUAGUCCAACCUCCGGUUACACCACCUCCUAAGCCGGAUUCCCCCCCGGGUGCGAGCCCGUCGGAUGCAGAUGCUCCUGUGCCCGGCCCGUCGCGUUCCUCGGCGUCGAAAGCGGGGUUUCCUUGUGCGGGUGGCGUUGGUCUUGUGAUCGCUCUUGGAGUUAGUUUGCUUAUUAAUGGCUAAUUAAAUUGUACUUGGCUUGGCUUAAGUUACUCUUAGGGCUGUCUUAGCUAGGAUUAGGGGUCUAAAGUCUGAGGAUUUUCGUUUUUGCCAACGUUGUUAUUUCAUAUUCUUGAUUAAUAAAUGACUUUUUCUUAGAGGCAUUA